ACAGAAACUCUUCAGUGGAAGAAAAUGAAGACGACACUCGCUCUGCUCCUAAUCAUGGAGCUCUACUGUCUCUCCUCCGGUCUCAAACAACAUUUCUUCGUGAAUGAGCAGAAGAAAUGGUUUUGUGCGCAAAAGUACUGCAAAACUUAUUUUCAUGUCCUCUCCACCUUCAUCAAUGCGAGUGAGGAACAGCGAUUUUUAGCUAAUGCAUCUGGUCAAACUUCUGAUGCCUGGGUUGGACUCCACAAAAAGCCUGAAACAGGAGUCUGGAAGUGGGAGGAGUCAGGAGGUAUAGAUGCCAAACAAAUUAGCUGGGAUACUGCAUUUAAUCAACCAAAUAACCUUAGCAAUAAAAACUGUGGCUUUCUAUACAAAACCAAUAAUAAAUUGCAUUAUGAAAAAUGCAAUUUCACUAAACCCUUCUUCUGCAUGACAAACUUUGUUCUGGUGCAUCAGAAAGAGACCUGGGAAGGAGCUCUGGAAUACUCCAGGACUCAUUAUAAUAAUCUGGCAAGUCUGAGCACAGCGGACAAGAUGAAUUCUGCUUUACUGGAAAUCACACAGGCUGAAACAGUGUAUGUGUGGACUGGUCUGCAUUAUCUAGCAGGGGACUGGUUAUGGGUCACUGGAGAUGAUCUUGACUACACAGCCUGGUAUCAGAACGAACAGCCCCAGUGUCCUGCCAGAGACCUUCGUUGUGGAGCCCUGGACAAACAAACAAAUCUUUGGACACACAGAAACUGUGAGGAGAAGCUCAGCUUCUUUUGUCUGUAGAUGGUAUGUCACUUGAACAGCUUUUUCAGGAUCCCAGAUUUUAACUUUAGAAAGAUAUAAUGCCAUUACAAUAUUUGGGCCAGCUGACAUCUUUUUACUGUGAUUCUCAUAUGUUAUUGCA
Sinocyclocheilus rhinocerous is the source of this 895-nucleotide messenger RNA. RefSeq names its product secretory phospholipase A2 receptor-like. Lineage: Eukaryota; Metazoa; Chordata; Actinopteri; Cypriniformes; Cyprinidae. The transcript has a single exon. The record is from RefSeq and is a predicted model, not a curated record. The coding region runs from base 25 to 774 and encodes 249 amino acids.